Molecule: messenger RNA, 639 nt
Organism: Jatropha curcas
Lineage: Eukaryota; Viridiplantae; Streptophyta; Magnoliopsida; Malpighiales; Euphorbiaceae
Source: RefSeq, a predicted model, not a curated record
AUGGAGAAGGCAAAAUCAUAUAGGAAUGACAAAGAAAUGGCAUUUUUGUCAUUUCACAGUCUUUGCCAUGUCAUAUUUGAUAGCCAGAAAUAUGAGAUGUCAGUCCAAGGCCGCUUCGAAUACAGACCAGGUCGAGUUGGAGAAUUUGGAAUGAUUGCUGGAGGAUCUGGAAUUACCCCUAUCUUUCAGAUCACCCGAGCUAUAUUAGAGAACCCAGCAGACAAAACCAAUUUGCAUCUUAUAUAUGCCAAUACAACCUAUGAGGAUAUUCUUUUGAAGGAUGAAUUAGAUGGCUUUGCUUCUAAAUUCCCCAGCCGUUUUAAGGUAUUUUAUGUCCUUAGUCAGCCCCCUGAGGCAUGGGAUGGUGGCGUUGGUCACAUCACAAAGGAAAUGAUUCAAAUUCAUUGUCCUCCUCCAGCAUCUCACGUUCAGAUUCUGAGGUGUGGGCCACCAGGCAUGAACAAGGCCGUAGCUGCACAUCUUAACGCAAUUGGAUACACACCCAACAUGCAAUUUGAGUGCUGAUUUGUAUAUUUAAGCCUUUUCACCACUUGGACAAUAGGUGGGUGGCAUUACAUCUUUUUUUUGUUUUUUAAAUACAAAUUUCAGUUAAUCAUAUAAAUUUGAGUAUUUAAUCAA